GCACAGAUCCAUGACAGGAAAUAAUAGGACAGUCUAGAAAAUAUUUUUAGGGUCACCCGCCAUAGUUCCCAAGGCAAUGAGCUUACCGUCUACCGCCGAUCUCAGCCACGCUGGAUUAGACGCGUUCUAGGCCACACAUUGGCGGUUACAGCGGGAAUCCCGGAGGCUGCCCGUAGACGCGACACGGGUGCAGGCGACAACGCGCUGCAUUAUGGCGUGGUUUCGCAUCCCGUCGCUCGCUCGCGUCGCUAACGUUUCGCUGCUGCUCAUUCUGUCGCUAGCGUUCGUCGCAUGCCGUCGCACGGCGGCCGUCGUGCUGCUGGUGGAGGGGAAGGAGUGCCUCACGGAGCACCUCGAGGCGAACGAGGCGAUCACAGGAAGCUUCGUGGUAAUCGACGUCGACAGCGCGUGGCUCAGCGACGCGGGAACCAUCGAUUUCGAGAUUAUUGGCCCGCACAAUCUGAAGCUCUACAGUGCGAAGCACAAAUCCGAAGAUAAUUUCCAGUUCAGGUCGAUGUACUCAGGCGAUUACAGCUUCUGCAUGGACAACACGGACCACAUGGCUGCUACCGUGCAACUCAACUACCACAUCGGCCACAAGCCGCACACCCAUGAGGUGGCCAAAGAUGAGCACAUGCAGGGAGUCCUUGGUCAGGUGGAAUCAAUCCGCUCUGGCCUGGUGCUAGUGCAGCAGGAUCAGGCCUACUUCCAAGCCCGCGAUGAACGGCGACGGAGAACAAAUGAGAGCACCAAGCAGCGUGUUUUUUGGUAUGCACUGCUGGAAGUUUUGGUGCUUGUUCUUGCGAAUGGGGCUCAAGUGCUCAUUCUCCACCACCUCUUCAACAGAGCUGCUGCCAGAAGCCGCAAGUGAUAAUUAGUAUAUCUGCGGGAUUUACCUUACCGUUUGGUAUCUCUAGUUAUGUUAUUCUAGUCUCGCUAUAUGUUAGUAUCCGUGUACCUAGUAGGAAGAUAAGUUUCUUAGAUGUUAAAACCACGGGCUAAAAUAGCAUAGGGGGGGCUUCAAGAGCGCCGUUCUUGAAGAUGGUUCUUUUGAAAAAAAACGGGUUCCCAGUACGAUUUUGCGAGGUGCGUUUUUUGGACAGCUGAACAAUGAUACAAACGUAGUGGUGCCGAUUUGACGAUUGUGCGACGAGAAACAUCAACACAAGUUGCAGCGCGAAAUGGAAAUGUCAGCAAAGGUCAAGACUCGGGAGGAUUUCGACCGUCGAAUUCGCGGAUUCUGUUGUGAUUUGACGGUCAGAAUCCUCCCGAGCGAAAUCCUCCCGUCGAAGUCGCGGAUUCUGUCGCGAUCAUGACGGUCGCAGGUGCCGCACAAACCUGGCCUUGACUAUAGCACUCAGCAGGGAUUGGCCAACGACGAUUGGUUUGUGAGUUUCGUCGUAGCGGAUGCUGUACCUCGCUAACAGUCGCUCCGCGCAGUUUUGAACACACAUGGCCUAAAACACUCAAAUUCAAAUUGCAUUUUACAUAACACAUGGGCACUAUAUUUUUCCGGGCCACUGUUAACACCCAGUCAUUUUUUUAGUGAAUUUUUAUAUA
Molecule: messenger RNA, 1560 nt
Organism: Closterium sp. NIES-67
Lineage: Eukaryota; Viridiplantae; Streptophyta; Zygnematophyceae; Desmidiales; Closteriaceae
Source: the annotation of a GenBank genome assembly